UAUGGAGGGAAGUGAUACUGAGAGGAUGGAGAAAUACGAAGUGUAUUUUUAGCUAAUUAUGAGUUAAACGUGAUGGAAUGUAAGCCGAGCACGUCGUCGGGAGGGUUGAAAAGACAUUUGGAGGACGAAGAAAUUAAAUAUGAUGGCACGUGCAAACGUAUUUGCACGUGCCAUCAUAUUGCACAUGUAAACGUAUCUAAUCACACGUGUAAAUGUAUUUGCACAGAGCAUGCUUCCAUGCUUUGCAUGCUUGAUUCGAAGGUAUCGGAUGAAGAAACGUUUAUAAGUGAUAUUAAUGCUAUAAGUAAAUGCCCAGUCGAUUUGACAAGUAUAGAAAAUUUGUGCUUGUCAGGACAGUUUAAUCAGCUGCAGUCAAAUGAUACUCAGAUGAUAGCAAGUUUAACAUCUCAACCAUAUAUUGGAUUAAUGGAAAAGGAGAAACUACUAGUGUUGCUGGAAUUUUUAUUGAGAUUACAUAAAUCUGAAAAGUUAGAUAGUUUGAAAUUUCAAGAAAAAAGUAAAGCAUGGUCUGUUACCCAGUUAAAGAAACUUUUUUGCUUCCCAUUGACAGUUCUGAAAGAGAAGAAUUAUAUUCAUCCUUUAACUUUACAAGUUGCAAUCACUAAACUUGUCUUGAAUAUAUCUAAGAAUGUAUGUAAUGAUAAAAUACAGAAGUUACCAUCAGAAGUUAUUCAGAUAUUAUGUUCUAUGAGUAAUAUUAUGAUUAAAAUGCCUUUAAAGUUAUCAACUGAUUUUAUAGAAUCCAUAAUUUCCAUUAUUUAUGCAAUUAAUUUGAAGCAACCAAAUAUAGAAGAAACAGUUCAUUAUAUUGGUAAAUAUAUUUUUAAAGAAUUAUCUGUCAAAAAUAAUAUGAGUACUAUAACUCUUGGUAAACUUUAUUUGCUUAAUCCAAUAUUAUUAGAAGAAACAGUUUUAAAUGUUUUGAAAGAAGAAAAGUUCAAUGUCUGUGUUAAAAUGAAUGAAUAUAAAUUGCCAGAAACUGCUGCUCAUCAUCCAGUUCUAUUUCAAAAAAUUGUAAAUAUGUUUAUAUCAGCUUGGAUUUAUACUGAUGGAAAUAAGGAGAUUGCUGAAUUUUUAUCAAAAUUUGUUUACUCUGUGCAAAAUAACAACAUUGAAUUGAUAUCAUUGUUUCCUGAAAACUUGUGGCCAUUAAUUUUGUUACUUCAAACUCCAGCAACAGAUGUUCAGAGAGAUUAUACACUGGCAUCCAAAGGAUAUUUCAUUCAAGAUACAAUAAACUUUAAAAAGUAUAUUUUUAUGUCCAAUUUUUCGACGACAACAAAACUGCUUUAUUUCAUUGUUAUUAACAGAACCUACCUGUACGACCACGUCGGAGGACUACUACACUCUGAUACUUCACAUCUGUACUAGAGAAAGUAUUAAUUAAUGGGUUUUUCAUUGAAAAUAUUCUGUGGUAUAUGUGAAUUCCUGUUCUAAAGGCAAUUGGAUCAAAAAAGAAAAUUAUAAAAAAAGGAACAAAAUAAUACAAAAGAUUUAUUUAAAUAAACCAGAACACGAAAUCCUCAUAUUUCUACAAAAUUCUUGUCGUCAUUUGUAAAAGUUUUCUGAUUUAAUUUUUCACCCACUCGAGUUUCUUUCAUAUGUUCAAGUAAUUUUUAUUUUUACAUAAUUUUCAUGAUAUUGUAUAUAAAUUUAUGCAUGAAGAAAUUAUAAAGAAAUUAUUAUUAAAUAUACAGUUGAAUCAUGUAUGAACUUUUUAAACUUUUAACUUUGAAUUAUUAUUAAAAAUAAUUUCUCUUCAGUUUUUUAUUUUAUGAUUUUUUCUCUGCUUACUGAAUUAAUUCUUUACCAAAAUUUAAUUUUAAAACAUAGAUUCUGGAAUUAAAUUAUUGGAUCUUCCCUUUUAAGAUGAAAUUAUAUUUGUAUGGCAGUUUUAAAUUGCUACUGCUUCUUUGGAGUUUUUAAGAGGUCUAAAUCAGAGACCAAUAAUUAAUAUUUAAUAUCAGUUUCAAUCUGCAUGUAAUUAUUAUUAGGAAUAUUUGUAUAUUAAUUAUUUAAGUAAAUUUCUUAAUAUGAAAAAGAAGUGUAUUGAAUUUGUUGAUUAGAUAAAAUUAAGUGUAUUGUAAUCGUGAUGUUAGUCGUACCUUUCAUUAUUAAUUUUAUCUAAUCGGCAGCGUAUAAUCAUUAAAUUGAGAGGAAGUUAGUAUGUAGCUUCUUAUAAAAGUUAAAAAUACAGUAGAUCC
This is a messenger RNA of Centruroides sculpturatus (bark scorpion), 2225 nucleotides long. RefSeq lists its product as uncharacterized. The transcript is spliced from 10 exons. The record is from RefSeq and is a predicted model, not a curated record. The coding region runs from base 73 to 1392 and encodes 439 amino acids. Lineage: Eukaryota; Metazoa; Arthropoda; Arachnida; Scorpiones; Buthidae.